AAAUGGCGACGCCAGGACUGCUGGGUGCGCUCAAGGACGGCGGCGGCUUCGUCCUUGCGACUGGCAUCACGCUAGCGAUCGCCCUCCCGACGGACCUUCUGCUGUACGCGGCCGUGGCCAUGGGCCUCAACUGGGCGGCGUCGCUCUUCCACGCGAUUCCGUGCCAGACGGAAAAGUUCUUUGACCUCUUCGGCGCCACGACCUUUGCCUCGCUCUCGAUUCUGGCGGCGGCCAUCCACUUGGCCAACGAGCGCGACGCCAACGCGUACUGGCGGUCGCUCACGCUCUCGGUCGUCUCGCUGCUCUGGGCGCUGCGCCUUGGCUCGUUCCUCUUUCUGCGCAUCCACGGCGCCGGCUCGGACAACCGGUUCGACGACAUUCGCAACGCGCCGCUCAAGUUUUUCUCGGUCUGGACAUUGCAGGGUCUCUGGGCGUUUGCAACGAUGCUGCCGGUGCUGUUACUGCACACGCACGCCGGGCCGCAAGUCGGCGUGUGUGCCGCCGACAUCAUUGGUUUGGCGCUCUGGCUCAUCGGCUUUACCACGGAAGUCGUCGCGGAUGCUCAAAAGACGGCGUUCAAGAAGGACCCAGCGAACCGCAACGCGUUUAUUAACGUCGGUCUCUGGUACUACAGUCGCCAUCCCAACUACUUCGGCGAAAUCCUGCUCUGGAUCGGCCUCACGGUUGUCUCGGCGGCCCAGCUGACAACACCCGGAUACAUUGUCGUCGCGUGCUUCUCGCCGGCGCUUGUGGCCACGCUCCUCGUCUUUGUGAGUGGCAUCCCGAUCCUCGAAGCCAAGGCGGAUGCAAAGUGGGGCGCCGAGCCGUCGUACCAGCAGUACAAGCAGCGCACGAGCAUCCUCAUUCCGUGGUUUACCACGUCGCACUCGCACCUCGAAGUACGUAGUCCUGCGUAAUGCGAUGCGCUAUUUACAUGUUUUUUAUUCGCCA
This is a messenger RNA of Saprolegnia parasitica CBS 223.65, 951 nucleotides long. RefSeq lists its product as hypothetical. The transcript has 2 exons. The record is from RefSeq and is a predicted model, not a curated record. Gene Ontology annotation, biological process: lipid metabolic process. NCBI's taxonomy places the organism in Eukaryota, Oomycota, Saprolegniomycetes, Saprolegniales, Saprolegniaceae. Gene Ontology annotation, molecular function: oxidoreductase activity, acting on the CH-CH group of donors. Gene Ontology annotation, cellular component: membrane. The annotation marks the transcript as partial.